AUUAAUUUAAAUUUUGCUUGUAGCAGAAUGGACCCAUGCAGCAGUAAAACUGUUAAUAGCAAGUAGAAUAGAUUUAGAAGAAGACUUUCAAAAACCUGUAGUCAAAACAAAGCUUUGGGCUAAAAUAGCUGAUAAGUUAUCCAAAGAGGGUUUUGCAUUUACAAGUUCAGAAUGCGAUCACAAGUGGAGAAAUCUCAUGAUUACAUACCGAAAAAAUGUUGAUAAGAGCAAAACAUCUGGAGAAGGCAAAAUUAGAUGGGAAUAUUUUAAAGAAUUGCAUGAAACUUUUGGUAGGAAUAUUAACACCAAUCCGCCAAUUAAUUACAUGAAAUCAUCUUCAAAAAUUAAUUCCAAAAGCAGCAAUCGUAUGAAUGAAUGUACUCAAGAGGUGCUAACUGAAAUUACUUGUGCCCAAAACAGAGAUCGUGUCAGCAUUAUAAGUACUGAAAAUUCGACAGUUCAGGUAAAUCCAGUUCCUGUGGCCGCUGAAACCUCUUGUACACAGUUAAAUAAAGAAAAUGAAUGUACAGCUAUUCAGAAAAAAAAAGAUAAAAAUGAAUUAAUUAAAAGUAGAAAAAGAAGUCGGAAUGAGCCACCAUUGUGGUAUGUUGAAGAUAUGAAACGCAGGGAUAGGAAGAGAGAGGAGAGAGAGAAGAAAGAAGACGAAAGAUGGCAGGAACAUAAAGAAUUGGAGACUAGGAAAGUACAGGUUUUGGAAAAGCUGGUUGAAUUAUUACAAAAUGUACAAAAAACAAAUUCAAGUUAAUAAAAUUUUUAUUUGCGAUGUGUUUUUGCUUAAAA
Molecule: messenger RNA, 801 nt
Organism: Centruroides sculpturatus (bark scorpion)
Lineage: Eukaryota; Metazoa; Arthropoda; Arachnida; Scorpiones; Buthidae
Exons: 1
Coding region: 197-766 (189 amino acids)
Source: RefSeq, a predicted model, not a curated record